Paramecium primaurelia is the source of this 1051-nucleotide messenger RNA. Lineage: Eukaryota; Ciliophora; Oligohymenophorea; Peniculida; Parameciidae. The record is from the annotation of a GenBank genome assembly.
UCAAAGCUUACAAAAUGUACUUAGAUUUUGAUACAGGAUUUUAAUCAGAAAGCUAAGCAUUUGUUGUUAUGGAAUUGAUUAAAGGCAAAGAAAUGUUUGAAGUCAUUAAUGAUUCUGGACAUUAUAGUGAAGUUGAUGCAAAAGAAUUAUUCAAAUAAUUACUUAGUGCAAUCGAAUAUAUGCAUCGUCAUGGCAUUUGUCAUAGAGAUCUUAAGCCAAAUAAUAUUUUAUGUCUAUAAGGUAAAUUAUUUAUAAUCAAUACAUUUAUAGAUAGAAAAUAAAUUAAAGUAACAGAUUUUAAUGUUAGUAAAUUUAGUGAUUCAUAUAAAUUAUUUGGAGAUCUAAAAGACACUGAAAAAAUAGAAAUGUGGACAUAUACUGGUACUGUGGCUUUUUCUGCACCUGAAAUAUUUACAGGAGAAGGUUACAAGUAAUAAGUACUUUAAUGAUAUAUUAAAAGUUAAAUGGUUGAUAUGUGGAGUGCAGGUUGUAUACUUUAUUCAAUGCUUUCUGGAUAAUUACCCUUUAAUGCAGACUAGUAAUUAAAUUUUUAUCUUAUUCUAGUUUGAAUGAUCUUGUGGAAAAUAUUAAAUUAGCUAAAUAUGAUUUCCCUGAAGAAAUCUUUUCAGAAGUCUCUGUUGAAGCUAAAAAUUUAAUUUAACAAUUAUUAAAAAAAGAUCCUUAAGAGAGACCACAUCCAGAUAAUGCUCUAGUGCAUUCUUGGUUUAGAGGCAAUGUAGUUAGGAAAACUUUAAAACAUCUGACAAUUAAUAAAAAUAUUUGUCAUCUUUCAUCCAAAAAUUCAAAUAAAUAAAGAUAGAGAACAUUUCUAUUGAAAAAAGACUGGUAUACAGGAUCAAGUGAUGGUGAAGAUGAAAUUUAUUACUAUGAUAUUAAAAUUAAAUCCACCAUUAGAAAGAGUUUAUUUUACUCUAUUAAACCUAUGAGAGAAUAGUAAUAUCAUAUGUACUAACUCAAAGGUACUAAUGGAUUGAUUCAUAAGUCUAAUACUAUAGAAAUAGAAGAUUUUAAAUAUAAUGAUUAAUAGUGA